This is a messenger RNA of Hansenula ciferrii, 1773 nucleotides long. It is a transcript of the gene PEX5, whose product is annotated as Pex5p. Lineage: Eukaryota; Fungi; Ascomycota; Saccharomycetes; Phaffomycetales; Wickerhamomycetaceae. The transcript has a single exon. Bases 1 to 1773 code for a protein of 590 amino acids. The record is from RefSeq and is a predicted model, not a curated record. Gene Ontology annotation, cellular component: peroxisomal membrane; cytosol. Gene Ontology annotation, biological process: protein import into peroxisome matrix, docking. Gene Ontology annotation, molecular function: protein binding.
AUGUCGCUAUUCGGUGGUGCUGAAUGCUCAACUUCAAGAAACCCGUUAUCUCAAUUCACAAAGCACACAAAUGAAGAUAGGUCUCUUCAAAGACCAGGGAUCCAUCAAGGAAUAAAUGGACCAGGUGCUAUAAGGGAAGAAACUCGUAUGAACCAGCAGGAUCAACAACGUAUGAAUCAGUUUUAUAAUGGUCAAGAUAGCUUCAAUUUCCAACCAAUGAAUAACGAGCUGAGUCAUAUACAUGCUCCUCUUCAUCAUCAUCAACAACCUACUACAUUCCGUCCAGGUCCAACUGCUUCAACUACCUCUAAUUGGUCUUCUGAAUUUAAAAAUGAUAUCCCUGCUCAACAUAGUGGUUCAUUAAGAUCAAAUCAUUCUGCUUGGUCAUCAGAAUUUAAAUCAGCUUCUCCAUUAAAUUCUAAUAGCUCAUUAAAUGAACAACAUCAUCAUCAACCAUAUAAUAAUCCAAUGAUGAGAUCAAGAGGUUUCAAUCCUGUUUUCCAAGGUUAUCAAAAUGGUAUGGUUAAUCAUAUUCAACCUAUACAAACAAAUUCUAAAUUGACUGAAGUUGGAGAUAAUGAACAAUGGGAAACCCAUUUUAAAGAAAUUGAUGAACAAUUUCAAGAUGCUUUCUCUAAACAAGAAGGUAAAUUAAACGAAGACAAUCAAUUAGAAAAAGAACCUGAAAUAAUAAUUGAUGAUAAAUAUCAAACAAAUUUUGAUGAAGUUUGGGAUUCUUUAAAUUCUCAAGAAAUUGCUGAUGAAUUCAAUUCUGAACCUUCAUGGGAAAAAGAUUUUGCUACAUAUGCUCAAGCAAGAGCAAAUUUUGGUAAAUAUCAAUUUGAAAAUUCAAAUCAAUUUUUAAAUAAUCCAAAUGCUUAUGAAAUUGGUUUAACUUUAAUGGAAAAUGGUGCUAAAUUAUCUGAAGCUGCUUUAGCUUUUGAAGCUGCAAUUCAAGAAAAUCCUCAACAUAUCAAUGCUUGGUUAAAAUUAGGUGAAGUUCAAACUCAAAAUGAAAAAGAAAUUGCAGGUUUAACUGCUCUGGAAAAAUGUUUAUCAUUAGAUCCAAAAAAUUUAAGUGCUUUAAUGACUCUGGCUGUUUCUUAUAUUAAUGAAGGUUAUGAUAAUGCAGCUUUUGCAACUUUAGAACGUUGGAUUGAAACAAAAUAUCCUCAAGUUACUGAUAAGGCAAGAUUAACAAAUCCAAAAAUUAAUGAUGAAGAUCGAUUUUCAUUAAAUAAGAGAGUUACUGAAUUAUUUAUUCAAGCUGCUCAAUUAUCUCCUUCAGGUGCAAAUAUUGAUGCAGAUGUUCAAAUGGGUCUUGGUGUAUUAUUUUAUGCAAAUGAAGAUUUCCAAAAAACUAUUGAUUGUUUUAAAGCUGCUAUUGCAGUACGCCCUGAUGAUGAAUUAUUAUGGAAUAGAUUAGGUGCAUCAUUAGCAAAUUCAAAUAGAUCAGAAGAAGCUAUUGAAGCUUAUAAAAAAGCUUUACAAUUAAAGCCUUCAUUUGUUAGAGCAAGAUAUAAUUUAGGUGUUUCUUCCAUUAAUAUCGGUUGUUAUAAAGAAGCUGCUGAACAUUUAUUAAGUGCUCUUUCAAUGCAUAAAGUUGAAGGUUUAGAUGAUGAUGAUUUAUCAAAUAAUGCUAUGGCUAAUCAAUCUACAAGUAUUUUAGAAACUUUGAAAAGAGCUUUUAUUGCUUUAGAUAGAAGAGAUUUAAUUGAAAAAGUUAAACCUGGAAUGAAUUUAAAUCAAUUUAGAGAUGAAUUUAAUUUUUAA